AUGGCUGUCGCAUCAGUCCCAAUAACACACGGCGGCAACAGUUUUCUGGCCUCAGUCGCAGCACUGAACGGUCGCGUCUUCGACACUGACCCGGUCAUUGCAUACAUGCUGCUGAGCCUGUCUCAGCGAGAAAGGUUGGCUUAUCUGCCGACAUACUGGACCACGCUCAUCAAGUCAGCCUUGCUUAAUCACGCAGUGAUCACCGAAGCCGAUGGCUGGAAAGCAGCAUCUGUCAUGAUUCCACCGGGCCGAUACAUUGACAAUGUCUGGACUCUUGUGUGGGCUGGAUUUCUGAGCGUGCUGUGGAAACUAGGACUCUCGGGCGUUAAGCGUCUUUGGUUCGAAUUCUCUGGUAUGACCGACAACGCGAAGAGAAUCGGUCUACGUGGACAGACCAAAUACUACUACAUCUUCAGUAUCGGAACCGAGCACGAGCACCGUGGAAAAGGCCUCGCCAAAGCAAUCAUGCGCGAUCACCAGCAGACAGCCCAAGCCGCGAACCUUCCGAUCUGGCUCGAAGCAACGACUGCAGGCUCGCGCGCUCUCUACCUGUCGAUGGGAUUCAAGGAGGUCGAAGAGAUUCGUCUCGGGAAGGGCAAGGUAGCUGCCGAUGCUAGCCUUCAGUCUGAUGGACCGGGAGUAUCCCUUUGGGCGAUGGUUUGGUGGCCAACCCCAACUCCUGAAGCUACUUCCUAG
Molecule: messenger RNA, 696 nt
Organism: Penicillium concentricum
Lineage: Eukaryota; Fungi; Ascomycota; Eurotiomycetes; Eurotiales; Aspergillaceae
Product: GNAT family N-acetyltransferase
Exons: 4
Coding region: 1-696 (231 amino acids)
Molecular function (GO): acyltransferase activity, transferring groups other than amino-acyl groups
Source: RefSeq, a predicted model, not a curated record